This is a messenger RNA of Gilbertella persicaria, 807 nucleotides long. RefSeq lists its product as uncharacterized. Gene Ontology annotation, molecular function: nucleic acid binding. The transcript has 2 exons. NCBI's taxonomy places the organism in Eukaryota, Fungi, Mucoromycota, Mucoromycetes, Mucorales, Choanephoraceae. Bases 1 to 807 code for a protein of 268 amino acids. The record is from RefSeq and is a predicted model, not a curated record.
AUGACUACUCGCUUUUAUUAUGAAGACGGCCAAGGAAAAUUGGUUGAUGAGGAAGGAAACGAUGCGAUGGACUGGGUUGAGGAAGCUACUCAUUUUCACUUAAGAACUCUGACUCGUAUUACAGAGUAUUGUAGAAAGCAAGAGGAAGAAGGGGUUUCCUCCGAUGAUUCCUUGAGAAAUCUUGACGCUGAUAUGGAGGAAGUCAUAGCUAUAGUUAAGAAGCAGAAAAGAGUUCACUACAAACACUCAAAUGAGCAAAAGCUCGCUUUUGUGUAUUAUAACCGAAUUAAAUUAUUUAACGCAGCCAAGUCCGGGCGCUUAGCAGGCAGCAUAGCCGAGAGAACAACACAGAAAUGGGCCAGGAAACUCAAAGAGGAUAAGGAUUGGAACAUAUCUGAGAAACAAAUCAAUUUGGUCAAUAGACCAAAACCACAAUUGGAUGAGAGAUAUAAGAAGUUAACACGCUUGCCGGUUGCUAGAAAUAACUCAGUUAAGAUUCAAGCUCGUAAAGAUUGGGUCAUCAAGUGGACUGCUACUGAUAUGAAUUAUUUAGAGAACUGUGUAUUCGUAGACGAGUCUGCAUUUGAUAUAAACAUGAGACAUCCUAGCGGAUGGUCUGUAAAAGGAACACCCGCUAUUACGACCAUUCCAACCACUAGAGCUGUAUUUCAUACUGUAUUAGGCGCCAUAUCAACAAAGUUUGUUGUUACUAUGAAACUUUGUAAUCCUCAAGAAGAACGCUCUAAACGAAUUAAAAUUGUUCACAGUGGUCGUAAAAGAAAAGCACCUACAGAAAAAAAAAUCUAG